Brassica napus (rape) is the source of this 2419-nucleotide messenger RNA. RefSeq names its product DNA-directed RNA polymerases I and III subunit rpac1-like. Lineage: Eukaryota; Viridiplantae; Streptophyta; Magnoliopsida; Brassicales; Brassicaceae. Gene Ontology annotation, molecular function: protein dimerization activity. The record is from RefSeq and is a predicted model, not a curated record. Bases 236 to 1435 code for a protein of 399 amino acids. Gene Ontology annotation, cellular component: RNA polymerase III complex; RNA polymerase I complex. Gene Ontology annotation, biological process: DNA-templated transcription. The transcript is spliced from 9 exons.
UAGCUAACUUCUUCCCCCUCCUUUGUCGCUCUCAUCUCACAGACCGCCGUUUUAACCUUUUUCGAGUUUUGCCUACUGUUUUGUUUCUCACACAACUCCACCAGUUCAGUUGAGAAACGGGUAAACAGAAUUAUAAAAAAACAAGAGAUUGGUCAGGAUUAAGACUAGAAGAAGGCAUCUAGAAGCCGCAAAUUCAUCUCCCACUCCUCAUUGAAACCCUAAAACUUCGGAACAGAUGACUACCAAAGGAGAAAAGAGGAUAGUGAGCGAAGAAGACAAGAUAUUCGCCAAGAAUUUCAACAUAAUGGAUCACCCCGACAUCCCUACCGGACUUCCUCCGCAUCUGCAACUCCAGCGAACUCGUGUCCUCUGUAAAAACGACGCUCCUAUUCAUACGGCGAGUGUCACUUACUCGGGUGCCUAUAACGCCGUGGGAGUGGACAACAGUGUGAAACUUGAAAACUUCUCUGAGAAUUUCAAAGUUGAUGUCAUCCAACUUUCAAAAGAUGGCAUGGAAUUGACAUUUGAUAUGAUCGGUAUAGAUGCAGCAAUCGCCAAUGCCUUCCGAAGGAUCCUUCUAGCUGAGUUUCCUACGAUGGCUUUUGAAAAAGUGUUUAUAGCAAACAACACAUCUAUUGUUCAAGAUGAAGUUCUUGCUCAGAGGAUGGGUCUUGUUCCCAUUGCUGCAGACCCCAAGCUCUUCGAGUACUUAUCUGAGAACGACCAGCCAAAUGAAAAGAACACCAUUGUCUUCAAACUCCAUGCGAAAUGCGCAAAAGGUGAAGGACGUAAGAAAGUUUUAACGAAGGAACUGAUUUGGUUACCAAAGGGGAGUGAGUUGGUUAAAGAAUCAGGAGAUUCGAACUCUAAGCCUAAAACUUACACUUCCUUCAGCCGCAGCCAAAAAGAGUCCUUCCCUGAAUUCGCUGAUAAUCCUAUCUCUCCGAGCUACCCUGACAUACUGAUCGCAAAGCUCGGCCCUGGUCAGGAGAUUGAGCUGGAGGCUCAUGCGGUUAAGGGCAUUGGUAAAACACAUGCAAAGUGGUCACCGGUAGCCACGGCUUGGUAUCGAAUGCUUCCUGAGGUUAUUCUACUAGGGGAAGUUGAGGAUGAAGAUGCUGAACGACUUGUAAAAGCCUGCCCGGAGAAUGUUUUUGACAUUGAAGACAUGGGCAAUGGUAGGAAGAGGGCAACAGUAGCACGGCCACGUGAUUGCACGUUGUGUAGGCAAUGCGUGAGGCCAAAUUAUGGAGAGGAAGUAAACAAAGGAGUAGAAGAAAAAGAAUGGAUAGAGAAUGUGUCUCUUCGACGUGUCAAGAACCAUUUUAUAUUUAAGAUUGAGUCUACUGGAUCAUUGCCUCCGGAUGUUCUCUUCACUGAAGCUGUCAAGAUAUUGGAAGAUAAAUGUGAACGUGUUAUCGCUAACCUCUCCUGAAAGAAGUUUGAUUGGUUUAGUACUUUAGUUCUCUACUGGCAUGGUUCCGGUUUAGUUCGGUUUUGGGUUUUGCAUCAAAUCAUCUCCUUGAUUUCAAUACUAAGAACAUUGAAAUGUUCAUGUUGCAUCAGUUCGUUUGAGUUCAAAUUGAAAUUCAGUCAUCUUGAUUCUAACUAGGUUCACCAAAUUGAAACUUUGUUUUGGGUUUGUUUGGUUUUCUACGAGCUUAUGUAGAAUUGAACCGUUAAAUUCAGAACGAUAUAAAUUUCUUGCUCCAACUUGUAGAACAGAGAUUAAAGAGAAAUACUGAUUAUAUUUAAUAUGAUAAGCUUUUACAAGUUUUGAGAGAAAUUGUACACUCCAUGAACAUGAUUUGAUCAAGCCUGUCAUGGCAUAACAGGACAAACUUGUCUAAACCACUGGCUCAUAAUCUUGGCAAGAGAAGAUCCAUCUGGGGAUGAAACAAGUCCUAUACAUUAAGUUAUUUACAGGUGUCUCAUUACCCUUUUCCCUUCAGUUCGAUUGAGAGAAUUGAAACGAAGACGCAGAAGAACCAACCAUACCUAUCUCAUGAGAUGGAUUCACGAAGCACGGCUUGCAAUACACUGAGAUAAAACUAAACGAUGACGUAUAAGGCAUUAAUGCGUUGAGUUUAAAUACGGCGUAGUAUUGGAUAUGUGAAGUUAUUUAUUUCCUCCCACAUCGCUGGUUUACAAGCAAGCCGUAAUGUUUAUAUAGCGAAGAGAAGAAGAUGUAGGUCACGACCUUACUUGAACAGGAUCUGUUCUAUAGGCUCGUACCUCUGUAUCCUUGAUUUCUAAGGAGACAGGCCCCUAAACCUGGUUGAUGAAUCAUACCCGUGCGAUCUGAGUGUGAUUAACGGCUACGACUGUCCUCGGACUCUCCGCACUGUAGAGGAUCGCUAUCCGGCUUGGUCUGACCUCUCCGGAGUGGUUGCAUGGCUGUCUGACAGGCCUCUUUUUU